AUGAACAGUAAUGUUGAACAACUACUACGACAUGUUCCCCUUUACAACAAAUAUGGUAAGGAUUUUCCUCAGGAAACAGUGUCUAGGUUCCAAAUGCCUGAAUUCAAAUUGCCACCAUUACAACCAACAAAGGAUUUAUUAUACCCUUGGUACGAAGAAUGUGACAACGUCACCAGGGUUUGCCAGUUGCAUGAUUCCUCCAAUAAAAAAUUCGAACAGUGGUACAAGGAACAGUAUAUGAGUAAAAAACCACCAGGAAUAGUUGGAAACACAUUAUUAUCUCCAUCAAGAAAGGAUAAUUCAUAG
Molecule: messenger RNA, 306 nt
Organism: Saccharomyces mikatae IFO 1815
Lineage: Eukaryota; Fungi; Ascomycota; Saccharomycetes; Saccharomycetales; Saccharomycetaceae
Gene: MVB12
Product: ubiquitin-binding ESCRT-I subunit protein MVB12
Exons: 1
Coding region: 1-306 (101 amino acids)
Biological process (GO): endosome transport via multivesicular body sorting pathway
Cellular component (GO): ESCRT I complex
Molecular function (GO): ubiquitin binding
Source: RefSeq, a predicted model, not a curated record